GCAGCAAACAAAGAGCAACAUGGAAAAGUCAUUGUGCAUGUUGGCUGCACUGAUUUUUCUGGGAGUUUUUUUAGGUGCAGCCGGAGCGCUGAUAGACGAUGCAACAACCCAGAGGUAUUCAUUAUUCAACAACACAGCUACAACCGGGACUGUGAACAAAUCUGUCGCUGUGGAGGAUCAGAGCGGAGACCGAGCCACUCCAACUACAGCAGAGACAAAGUUAUCCACCACCGCUGGCAGAGGGAAACAGCUGGAUACCCAAAACACAAACAAAGACAGUGAAGAAGUCAACAACAACAGCAAAGAAGAAGAAGAAGAAAGAGAUGCCAGCAAGACAGAAGAUAAGAAAACUGAACUGGACUGUCCUCCCCUCGGCCUUGAGUCCCUGCGGGUCGACGACAGCCAGAUCCAAGCUUCUUCCUACCAGCGGAUGGGCCUGGGUGCUCACAGGGGACGGCUGAAUAUCCAGUCUGGCAUCGAGGACGGGGACAUGUACGAUGGAGCCUGGUGUGCAGACUACAAAGACCAGCACCAGUGGCUGGAGGUGGACGCCAUCCACCUCACCCGGUUCACUGGAGUCAUCCUGCAAGGCCGAAACUCCAUCUGGAGUUGGGACUGGGUCCAAACCUACAAAGUGCAGCUGAGUAACGACUCUGUGAACUGGCAAAGAUGCAUGAACGGGACAGUAGAGGCGAUAUUUGAAGGGAACCAGAAUCCAGAGACUCCGGUGCUCGGACUCCUCCCUGUUCCCACUGUCGCACGUUUCAUCCGCAUCAACCCACAGACCUGGUACCCCAACGGCACCAUCUGCCUCCGGGCGGAGAUACUCGGCUGUCGUGUUGACGAUCCAUCUGACAUCUACGCCUCAGAGCAAGAUCCAGGAUCGAAGGACGCUCUGGACUUCAGACACCACAACUACAAAGAGAUGAGAAAGCUCAUGAAGUCUGUGACGGAGGAGUGUCCGGACAUCACCCACAUCUACACCAUCGGGAAGAGCUACAUGGGCUUCAAACUCUACGUCAUGGAGAUCUCAGACAACCCCGGCAAACAUGAGCUCGGUGAGCCUGAGUUUCGCUAUGUGGCGGGGAUGCACGGGAACGAGGCUCUCGGUCGAGAGCUGGUCCUCAACCUCAUGCAGUACUUAUGCAGAGAAUACAAGAAGGGCAACCAGCGUGUCGUACGACUGGUCACCGAGACACGAAUUCACCUCCUGCCCUCCAUGAACCCUGACGGAUAUGAAGCAGCUUACGAGAAGGGGUCAGAGCUGGCCGGCUGGGCUGAAGGACGGUACAGCUUUGAAGGAAUCGACAUGAAUCACAACUUUCCAGACCUGAACAACAUCAUGUGGGACGCCCAAGAGAAAGCAGCGGAUCCAUCCAAAGUCCCCAACCACUACAUCCCCAUCCCGGAGUACUACACCAAGGAAGAUGCUACUGUUGCGCCGGAGACCCGCGCCGUCAUCAGCUGGAUGCAGGACAUUCCCUUCGUGCUCAGCGCCAACCUCCACGGCGGAGAGCUGGUGGUGACGUAUCCCUUCGACUGCACCCGAGACUGGGCCCCUCAGGAGGACACCCCCACGGCAGACGACGCUUUCUUCCGCUGGCUGGCCGCCGUCUACGCCUCCACUAACCUGGUGAUGGCCAACCCCGACCGCCGCAUCUGCCACUACGAGGACUUCCAGUCGCACAACAACAUCAUCAACGGAGGAGCCUGGCACACCGUCCCCGGCAGUAUGAAUGACUUCAGUUACCUGCACACCAACUGCUUCGAGGUGACGGUGGAGCUGUCCUGUGAUAAGUUCCCUCACACCAGUGAACUUCCCAUCGAGUGGGAGAACAACAAGGAGUCUCUGCUGGUUUACAUGGAGCAGGUUCACAGAGGGAUUAAAGGUGUGGUGAGGGACAAGCUGACCAAACAGGGAAUUGCAGAUGCUAUAAUCAAGGUGGAGGAUCACAACCACGACAUCCGAUCAGCUGCUGACGGAGACUACUGGCGUCUGCUGAACCCGGGCGAGUACAAGGUGGUGGUUUGGGCCGUGGGUUACUUCCCGUCCAUGCGUCGGUGCCAGGUUGGGUCGGAGCCACAUCCCACCGUCUGUGACUUCACCCUCACCAAAACGCCCAUUCAGAGGCUGAAGGACAUCCGGGCCAAAGGAGGGAAGAUCCCCCAGGACCUUCAGCUGCGUCUCCGAGCCCUCAGGCUCCGUAAGCUCCGCGCCAGCACCAAGGCCAUCAACCAGCGCAGGGAGAGCCAGCGGCUGCAGGAGCAGCUGCUGCAGAGGAGGAGAGCCCGGUCCUCUGGAGCCCGGAGAGCAUGAGAGGAGAGCGGGACGACGGGCUGAAGAAACCUCAGAGAUGAGCUGGAUCAGGGGUUAAAGAAGUUCAAUCCAUGAUGAGAAAAAUGCCAUCUGGGUUUCGACUGUUCCCAAUCGACAAAAAACAUAUUCCUCUACACAGCUCCAGUGAUAUCGAGACAUGCAGACAGUUUUAAAACACCUGCAUCUGAAGUUUCAACUUUAAAAUCCUUUAAAAAAAUUCAACAGCUUUACAUUUGUGUGUGCUGACCGAUUCCUCCAUGACAGUCACACAAACUCCUGCAAAAGUUGACAAGAUGCAUAAAGUAAAAACAGGGUUUUUAUACAAAUACAAAGAUACAAGCUGAAAAUAACUUCUAAAAAGUUGCACAAACAAGUUAUGGAACUUUUUAGAGGACAAAGGACAAAUAAACAGUUAUGGACAGGCAUCCUGGAGUGAUUCAUGAAACUAUUCAUCUGUUUAGUUCCUCAUGAUAGCGGAUGAAGCUGCGGCGUUUGUUACGCAUCUGUGAAGAGACUGAGUUGAGGAUUUAAGUGUCAGCUGGUCUGAUGUGUGUCAUGUUUUUUUUUUUUUCUUCUAA
Molecule: messenger RNA, 2895 nt
Organism: Seriola dumerili (greater amberjack)
Lineage: Eukaryota; Metazoa; Chordata; Actinopteri; Carangiformes; Carangidae
Product: probable carboxypeptidase X1
Exons: 13
Coding region: 20-2317 (765 amino acids)
Biological process (GO): proteolysis
Molecular function (GO): zinc ion binding; metallocarboxypeptidase activity
Source: RefSeq, a predicted model, not a curated record